GGCGAAGAUUGCUUUGUGGGGAUGCGUCCUUUGGGAAUGGAUGAUGCUAUCUACGGAUGGGUGCCUGUGCUCACGUAAUGCCACAUCAGCGCUCGGGGAAGUCGAACCGGUUAUAGUCAGAAAUGCGCGGCAGGUGAAAAGAGGUGUCUUACCCACAACUAUGAAUGAAGCUUAUGCUGGUAUACUCCAAACGCUUCGAAAAUUGGCCUACCAUGUCUCUAGGCACCUAGAACUCUGGAAUCGCCCUGAGUCCAAAUCCCAAUUUGUCGGCUGUCUCCCAGCCGGUUGAUAUCAAUUGUCCGGUUUCUCUUGGAGCACAUUGAGUCUCACUUCGUUGGGCGGCAUCCUGAGCGCGCGUCGUGUUCUUUUGGGCUCUGGGAUAACCAUGUCCCAUUGGAGCUCACAGGGGCACAAAGAAUGGGCUAAGCCACGUAUGGUACAUAUGAAGUUCCUGGGUAAGCUUUGUCCGUUGGUGUACUUUUCUUCCUCGCUAUCAUCCCUGCAAACAGUUUGUGCGUCGCAGGAUGUCAAAUCUCGACAUCGAUGUACGUGGCUCGCUGGGUGUCAUCCUUAUUGGAGGGUUAGGAGCUACGGCUCUAUCGGGGGCAAUCGCCGUAUUGACAUUUCUGUAUUUUAGAACGUAUCCAGACGAUCGCUUUCACACAAAAGCAUUGAUCUUUGCUAACCGUCGCGGUUCUCGUAGGGCGAUUGACGCGGUACAUACUUGCUUGAUAAAUGUUUCGAGCUGGCAUGGCCUCGUCUCCCAUUUUGGCGACCCGAACAUGAAAGAUUUUAUCCCAACGUACCUUUCAAUUCUAUUUACGUGCUUCGCCAGCUAUUCAGUUCAUUGUUUUUAUUCCUACGCGAUGUGGAAGAUCAGUGAAAAGUGGUAUUUGACUGCGCCCUUGAUGUUCAUGGCUACGCUGCGUCUUGCUUUGGGUUUUAGUAAGCCAGCACCGCACUCCAUUAUCCUGAAUGAUACAAGCAGAAAUUCACGAAUCCAUGGUCGGUCAGACUCCACAAUCAGAACUAUCCAGCUGAACAGCUGGCACCUGUUCAUUACUCGUUAUGUUUGGUCGAUCACUUCGGCAUAUUCUCUUUCUGCUGCCAUAGACAUCUACCUCUCAAUAACGCUCACGUACUUCUUGCGCGUACACCGAAAGCGCAUUGGCAUGCUUGGGACGAACAAGAUUUUGGAUAGAAUCAUGCUCAAUACCCUGAACAAUGGGGUGAUCACUUGCACCGCUGCUCUGAUGUCGCUGAUUAGUUGGUUCGCGUUUAGAGGGACAUUGAUCUUCCUUGGGACCCACUUCCUCAUAGGCAAAUUCUACACAAUAUCCGUAAUCUCUACGCUUGUCAUGCGCCGCUUCCUGCGCGAGAAGUACAACCGACACACCUUCGUCAGCGGUGCGAAUCGCUUACAAUAUGGCCCCGGUUCUCCGCGUUUAUUCGAAUAUACUGUAGCGAGCUCGGUUGAUGCUGUACAAACUCCAGACAGCGCGAGGACAUUUGUUAUCACUGCUCCGCCCAAAGCCAGCGUGGAGAAAAUUCAAUAUGAUGAACUUGGAAGGCCAAUCGUGGGUGCAAGGAACGACAACGUUUUUCAACCGCUCGAAAUUGCUUGAAAUUUCUCAAGCUGACUUGCGACUCCAGUAUUUCCGCCCCGGAUGAUUUCCAUUUUCAGCCACACGAGAUCUCUUCUCGAUGGAUCUAAGUAGUAGUUCAAGCGUGUUAAUUCCGCCCUGCUGUGUUUCUGUACGCUUUCGUUCAGUUCUCUUUUGAUAUACAAGACAGACCCGUCUUGAACAGCUCUUUUUCGCCUCUUGGUAUCGGGCAUACAGUAACCACCCAGCCAGUCCUUCGACGAACAUUCCACUGUACCUGUUUAUGUUUUUUUACAGUUAGUAUAGUAGCACGGUGUACUGGGCCGUGCAAAGUAAAAUGUGAAUUAU
Heterobasidion irregulare TC 32-1 is the source of this 1952-nucleotide messenger RNA. RefSeq lists its product as uncharacterized. Bases 525 to 1625 code for a protein of 366 amino acids. The record is from RefSeq and is a predicted model, not a curated record. The transcript is spliced from 20 exons. NCBI's taxonomy places the organism in Eukaryota, Fungi, Basidiomycota, Agaricomycetes, Russulales, Bondarzewiaceae.